AUGGCUGCUUUCAUCAAGGCUGUCAAUGCCAAGAUCCGGGCGAACCCGGCACUGAACUACUUCUGCUCUACGCAUUUCUGGGGUCCUGCCUCCAACUUCGGUAUCCCCGUGGCCGCCGUUCUUGACACCCAAAAGUCUCCCGACCUGAUCUCGGGCCAGAUGACGGGCGCUCUUGUCAUCUACUCCGCCACCUUCAUGCGCUACUCGCUCGCCGUCUCACCAAAGAACUACCUCCUGUUCGCGUGCCACUUUGAGACGGCCGAGGCGAUCAAGGACAAGGCCGUGGCUGUCGAGACCAAGGUCGAGGGCAAGGUCAAGGAGGCCCUGGGCAAAUAG
Molecule: messenger RNA, 336 nt
Organism: Verticillium alfalfae VaMs.102
Lineage: Eukaryota; Fungi; Ascomycota; Sordariomycetes; Glomerellales; Plectosphaerellaceae
Exons: 4
Coding region: 1-336 (111 amino acids)
Biological process (GO): pyruvate import into mitochondria
Cellular component (GO): mitochondrial inner membrane
Source: RefSeq, a predicted model, not a curated record